AUGCCUCAUUCAAGUGGACAACUACGAGGUCCUUACGCAACUACAGCAUGUACUAAUUGCCGACGAAAACACGCGAAGUGUUCUGAAGAAGUUACUUGCACAUAUUGUAUAUCCCAUGGGCUUAAGUGCGUUUAUGUUAAAUCGGUUAAAAAACGAGGACCAAAAACGACCAAUAAAUCAAAUGGUUUUGAAAGUAACUUUAAUGAAACUGUAAAUAUCGAACAGGAUCACACAUUUAAUUCAAAUGAAAUUCAAUUUAGCAAAUUCAUUCCUCCAUAUUUUAACUAUGGCGAAGAACUUCAACCAAUCCAAAAUGAAUAUCAAAACUUCCAUGCUCCUCGCGAAAUCAUUCCCUUUUUUAAAGCCAUUACUAACAAUAUUAUGCAAAAUAAUUAUCUUGAUUCACC
Dentiscutata heterogama is the source of this 407-nucleotide messenger RNA. NCBI's taxonomy places the organism in Eukaryota, Fungi, Glomeromycota, Glomeromycetes, Diversisporales, Gigasporaceae. The record is from the annotation of a GenBank genome assembly.